AUGAGUUCGUCGCACUGCAGAUUUUAUGAGAACAAGUAUCCCGAAGUGGAUGAAGUGGUAAUGGUUAACGUCCAAGAGAUCGCCGAAAUGGGUGCCUACGUUAAAUUGUUAGAAUAUGAUAAUAUUGAGGGGAUGGUAUUGUUAUCAGAAUUGUCCAGAAGACGUAUUCGUUCGAUCCAAAAGUUAAUUCGUGUAGGUAAGAACGAAGUUGCUGUUGUGUUGAGAGUUGACAAAGAAAAGGGUUAUAUUGAUUUAUCGAAGAGAAGAGUUUCAGCCGAAGAUAUCGUCAAGUGUGACGAAAGGUACAACAAAUCGAAGGCUGUUCAUUCUAUUUUAAGACACUGUGCUGAAAAAUUCACCAUUUCGUUAGAGACAUUAUACCAAUCGAUCGGGUGGCCAUUAAGUAGAAGAUACGGCCACGCGUACGAUGCGUUAAAAUUAUCCAUCACUGACCCUACUAUUUUCGACGAUAUUGAAGCUCCAUCUCCAGAUGUGUUGGAAGAAUUAAAGUUAUACAUUUCAAGAAGAUUGACUCCUCAAGCUAUCAAGAUAAGAGCUGAUGUUGAAGUUUCUUGUUUCAGUUACGAAGGGAUUGACGCUAUUAAGAAGGCAUUGACCGCUGCUGAAGAGAUUUCUACCGAGCAAAUGGCUGUUAAGGCUAAAUUGGUGGCUGCUCCAUUAUACGUCAUUUCUGUGCAAGCGUUGGAUAAGAAUCAAGGUAUUGCUUUAUUAGAAAAAGCCAUUGAAAAAGUAUCUGAAAGUAUUGAAAACUCUGGUGGUAUUUGUAAGGUUACUAUGUCUCCAAAGGCAGUCACUGCUACUGAAGAUGCUGAAUUACAAGCAUUAUUAGAAAGAAAAGAAGCUGAAGAUAAAGAAUCAUCCGACGAAGAGGAAGAAGACUAA
Messenger RNA from Debaryomyces hansenii CBS767, 903 nucleotides. RefSeq names its product translation initiation factor eIF2 subunit alpha (gene SUI2). Gene Ontology annotation, molecular function: ribosome binding; RNA binding; translation initiation factor activity. The coding region runs from base 1 to 903 and encodes 300 amino acids. NCBI's taxonomy places the organism in Eukaryota, Fungi, Ascomycota, Pichiomycetes, Serinales, Debaryomycetaceae. Gene Ontology annotation, cellular component: eukaryotic translation initiation factor 2B complex; eukaryotic translation initiation factor 2 complex; multi-eIF complex. The record is from RefSeq and is a predicted model, not a curated record. The transcript has a single exon.